Molecule: messenger RNA, 2590 nt
Organism: Propithecus coquereli (Coquerel's sifaka)
Lineage: Eukaryota; Metazoa; Chordata; Mammalia; Primates; Indriidae
Gene: NR4A1
Product: nuclear receptor subfamily 4, group A, member 1
Exons: 6
Coding region: 40-2028 (662 amino acids)
Biological process (GO): regulation of transcription by RNA polymerase II; cellular response to corticotropin-releasing hormone stimulus
Cellular component (GO): nucleus; transcription regulator complex
Molecular function (GO): nuclear glucocorticoid receptor binding; nuclear receptor activity; RNA polymerase II cis-regulatory region sequence-specific DNA binding
Source: RefSeq, a predicted model, not a curated record
UGGGCCACUGCCCAGGGGCUUUGUGGCACGUAGGUCGGGAUGGUAUUCCGGCCAGGGGUCAGGAUUCUUGGGUUCUGUGGUGGGCAUGGUCCUGAUGCCUCAGUGUCCCCUCUCUGGGCUGGGCUUCCUGCCACCUGGCUGCUCUGGGGCCUGUAUGCUUUGAGACCAGGUUUCGAGCUCUUCUCACUGACCUUUCCCCUCCGCUUCCUGGGGUUUCCUCCCUCUCCAGAGAUGCCCUGUAUCCAAGCCCAAUAUGGGACGCCAUCACCAAGCCCAGGACCGCGUGACCAUCUGGCAAAUGAUCCCCUGACCCCCGAGUUCAACAAGCCCACUAUGGACCUGGCCAGCCCUGAGGCGGCCCCCGCUGCCCCCACUGCGCUGCCCAGCUUCAGCACCUUCAUGGAUGGCUACACAGGAGAGUUUGACACCUUCUUCUACCAGCUCCCAGGAACAGUCCAGCCAUGCUCCUCGGCCUCCUCCUCGGCCUCUUCCACAUCCUCAUCCUCGGCCACCUCCCCUGCCUCUGCCUCCUUCAAGUUCGAGGACUUCCAGGUGUAUGGCUGCUACCCUGGCCCCCUGAGUGGCCCACUAGAUGAGACCCUGUCCUCCAGCGGCUCUGACUACUAUGGCAGCCCCUGCUCGGCCCCGUCACCGUCCACGCCCAGCUUCCAGCCUCCCCAGCUCUCUCCCUGGGACGGCUCAUUCGGCCAUUUCUCACCCAGCCAGACUUACGAAGGCCUACGAGCAUGGACAGAGCAGCUGCCCAAGGUGUCUGGGCCCCCACAGCCUCCAGCCUUCUUCUCCUUCAGUCCCCCCACCGGCCCCAGCACCAGCCUGGCCCAGAGCUCCCUGAAGUUGUUCCCCUCGCAGGCCGCUCGCCAACUGGGGGAGGGAGAGAGCUAUUCCAUGCCAACAGCUUUCCCAGGCCUGGCGCCCACCUCCCCACACCUUGACGGCUCAGGGAUACUGGAUGCGCCUGUGACCUCAGCCAAAGCCCGGAGCGGGGCCCCAGGUGGAAGUGAGGGCCGCUGUGCUGUGUGUGGGGACAGCGCUUCAUGCCAGCAUUACGGUGUCCGCACCUGCGAGGGCUGCAAGGGCUUUUUCAAGCGCACAGUGCAGAAAAACGCCAAGUACAUCUGCCUGGCUAACAAGGACUGCCCUGUGGACAAGAGGCGGCGAAACCGCUGCCAGUUCUGCCGCUUCCAGAAGUGCCUGGCUGUGGGCAUGGUGAAGGAAGUUGUCCGUACAGACAGCCUGAAGGGGCGGCGGGGCCGAUUACCUUCAAAACCCAAGCAGCCCCCGGAUGCCUCCCCUGCCAAUCUCCUCACCUCCCUGGUCCGGGCGCACCUGGACUCUGGGCCCAGCGCUGCCAAACUGGACUACUCCAAGUUCCAGGAGCUGGUGCUGCCCCGCUUUGGGAAGGAAGAUGCCGGGGAUGUGCAGCAAUUCUACGACUUGCUCUCCAGUUCCCUGGAGGUCAUCCGCAAGUGGGCCGAGAAGAUCCCUGGCUUUGCCGAGCUGUCACCGGGUGACCAGGACCUGCUGUUGGAGUCAGCCUUCCUGGAGCUCUUCAUCCUCCGCCUGGCCUACCGGUCCAAGCCAGGCGAAGGGAAGCUCAUCUUCUGCUCCGGCCUGGUGCUGCACCGGCUGCAGUGUGCCCGAGGCUUCGGCGACUGGAUUGACAGCAUCCUGGCCUUCUCCAGGUCCCUGCACAGCUUGGUUGUCGACGUCCCUGCCUUCUCCUGCCUGUCUGCUCUGGUCCUCAUCACAGAGCGGCACGGGCUGCAGGAGCCGAGGCGGGUGGAGGAGCUGCAGAACCGCAUUGCCAGCUGCCUGAAGGAGCACGUGUCCGCCAUGGCUGGCGAGCCCCAACCGGCCGGCUGCCUGUCACGCCUGCUGGGCAAACUGCCCGAGCUGCGGACCCUGUGCACCCAGGGCCUACAGCGCAUCUUCUACCUCAAGCUGGAGGACCUGGUGCCCCCUCCACCCAUCAUCGACAAGAUCUUUAUGGACACGCUGCCCUUCUGACCCCAGCCCGGGAACACGCGUGCACACUUGUGUGCACUCUCAUUUGCCGCCCCAUGUGCCUUUAGCCCACGGACCCCCAGAGCACCCCCAAGCCUAGGCCUGAGCCGCAGCCUGGGCCACCUUCUCGCCUGCUCCAGGAGGUUGGCAGGGAGCUCAAGCCCCGGGGGAGGGGGUGCAUUCCUGGGGGUGACCCCACUAUUUGUCUUACCCCCCAGCCCAGCCCUGGCCUUCAUGUUUUUUGUAAGUAAACUGUUUUUAACACACACUGCCAUGCUGUACAUAAGCUGGAUGACGCUGUAAAUAUAGGAAGGAAGAGGUUGAGGUGGGAGUGGGGGUUGGAAGGAAGGGACGGGCCCCCCACUGGCCUGGGCAGGCCUCUCCAGCCUCCUCCUGCUGGCGCUCUCUUCCCACCCUCCUUCCACGUGUACAUAAACUGUCACUCUAGGAAGAAGACAAAUGACAGAUUCUGACAUUUAUAUUUGUGUAUUUUCCUGGAUUUAUAGUAUGUGACUUUUCUGAUUAAUAUAUUUAAUAUAUUGAAUAAAAAAUAGACAUGUAGCUG